UUGAAAUCAAUAUUGACCCUUAGAUUUGUGUAUGACUUGGACUAAAAAGCCAUUUCUCUCUCAUCAAUUCUCAAUCCAACGGUUACCAACUAUGGUUGCACAAAUCCUUUUUGUCCCAAGACUACAAGGUCAAGGUCACCAUCCCUCGUUAGUUCUUAGACAAAUCCUACAAACAAGUCUGCAUGAUAAUACCAAAGUUUUACCAUAUACGACUCUCAUAAAAUCUUCAGUUUCUUUUCCCAAACGGACUUUGAGCUUUUGCCUAUAAAGUAUAAAGACUCUCUCUGUUUUCCAUAUUAACAGAGUUCUUGAAUUUUUGCUUGUUCAUGAACUGUGGCGAAGAAUAUCCAAUCAUGGGAUUUUCAAUGAAUGGUUUCUUUUUCCUAUUGUGCCUCUUAGCCUUAUCUUCUUCUUCUCCUUCAUUUGGUGACAGCUCUGAACAAAUAGUGACAAACAUGAGCUAUGUUAUAUCUGCUAGAAAUCUCAAGCCUUACCACUGGCGUUACAUUAAAGUUGAAUUGCCACCUCCUCCUUUUUACGCGUCAGCAUCUAUUGAAUUAUCAUCAAACGUCAAACUUAACCUUGAACAUAUAGACAAGUAUCCUAAGAUGAAGUUGCCAAUCAUAUGCUUUCAUUUUGGUGGUCCGCCUCUUCCAGACGUCUCAAAUACUGCUAUAGAAGAUCUAGUGCUAAAUGACUUGCCUAGUGGAUCUGUUGGAGACAUACAGAAUCUUCAGAAUGAAGAGCAAUGCUAUCCUUUGCAGGAAAUGAUGACAUUCAAAUUGUCGUCUCUGCAGAUCACACCCGGAGUUUACUAUAUUGGCUUGUUCAAUGGCUUUGGACCUACUAGAACUCAAUCAAAGAUGAUAAAUAGGGGCUCAGGAUACUCUUUCACUGCAAAUAUUAUUGUGGAGGGCUGCUUGCACCCUAGAAUGUGGGGUGAAUACUGUAAUCGGGCAGUUGAUGACCUUUCCAUGGAGCAAUCUGAUGGGAGAUAUAAUGAAACUGUGGAAAGCAUUGCUUACAGGAAUUAUUCUAGGACUAUAUGCACACAAAAAUUUGAUGUGAAUGCCUAUGCCUUGACUGUAAUGGAGGCAGUAGAACAAGUGAGGAUAAGAGUGAAAAAUAUCAGUGAAGCUUCAAGGAACUCCGGUGAAUUUUCCAUAAUGUUGUAUGCUCGUUAUAAUGCACUUCCAGACAAAAUUUUGUAUGAUUAUACUACUGAUAUAAGUGAAGAUCCUCUAGUCAUCCAACUACCAAGGGCUGGUGUAUGGUAUUUUGCCAUUGAACCAGUUUUUAAGUCAUAUGUACAAGAAGGAAUGCAAAAAGGAAAUAUAGAACCUUGCUAUUUGGUGGAAUGGGAAGUAAUUGCAUGCACGCAAGAAAAGGCGGGAUCAAAUUGUACUUGGAAACAACACGUUCUUCAGGCAAUUCUUUAUCAAAACCAAAACAUUCCUAUAGUUUAUUUGCCAGACAGCGGAAAUGUAUUCUCAGAGUCAGUUGAUUUCUAUCUGGAACCCUACUUAAGCAAGUCUUCAUAUGGGAAUGGUCAUGGAUCAGAUUAUGGUUGGACUUAUUUUCUUCUGUAUACAGAACAAGGCACAGAAGGUUAUAAUACUCACAUUCAACUCACAUCAGACAGAAAAUUAAGUUAUGGGUUAUAUAUUAGGUUUGGUGGAUUACCGUCUCUUGACAUGUGGGACUAUAGCUACUUGGACCAGACAAGCAAAAGCAAUAACAACUCCAUGUUUAAAUUGUAUGAUACAAGUCAAGAAGGAAUCAACUUGUAUAUCUUAUAUCCCACAGCAGGACUUUGGAUUAUUGGGUUAAGGCAUCCUGUUGAUUUAAAUAAUCAAUCAAGCCCCCGAACCAUGAUGACAAUCUCAACUGAAUACUGCCCAAAUCAAUGCUCUGGUCAUGGGACAUGUGUGUACAGUCAUGAUUUAAGUAAAUCAGCAGAUUACAGCUACUGCUCCUGUGAUAGAAACCAUGGGGGAUUUGACUGCAGUGUCACUCUAUUAUCAAAAGCAGGUUAUUACACAGUACACUUUCUCUCUGUUCAUGAGCAGAGAUUGCAAGCUAUUUUUCUUAUUGCAUCAAAUGCUGCAGCCUUACUUCCUGCAUUUAAAGUCUUUCAACAGAAGGCAUUCGCAGAAUGGGUGAUCUUCAUGUCUAGUGGAAUUUCAAGUGCACUGUAUCAUGCAUGUGAUGUGGGUAGCUGGUGUGCUCUAUCUUAUAGUACUCUACAGUUUAUGGAUUUUUGGCUUUCUUUCUUGGCUGUGGUGAGCACUUUUGUAUACCUAACCAUUUUUAGUGAACCUGCAAAAAGGACAAUCCAUACAGCUGCAGCCAUUAUUACGGCACUCCUAGCUGAAAGGGGUGCAACCAGGUCCAGUAAUAUUAUAAUUGUAUUAUCAAUAGGGGCUUUGGCCUUUCUUAUUGGAUGGUUGAUACAACUAUGCACUCGAUGCAAAUCAUUUUCAUUUCCAGUAGGAUCCUCCUUAAAGAUAACUGAAAGAUGGCGGAGUUCCAAAGACCAGUUGCUUGGUCUUAUGAUGGCAAUCUAUAGAUACUUCCGCUGGGGCUAUGUGCUUCUAGGUCUAAUUGCAAUGUCCAUGGCUGCAAUAAGCUGGACUAAGGAAGAUGGUGAAACUUAUUGGAUAUGGCACAGCAUUUGGCACGUUUCUAUUUACACAUCAGCCUUCUUCUUUAUUUGCUCGAAAGCAAAGACUCAAAAUGUUGACAAUCAAGAAGCACCGGCUGCAGCAUCAUAUGAACUAACUCAGCAGGAAUCAUUCGCUUCAGUUUGAUAAACAAGGAUAAGAAAUGUUACUAAGAAAGAUAAAGAACCCCAAAAGAGUUGGGGUCAGGGGGAGGGAAGAAUAAUAAGACUUCCUCAUCCUGAAUGAUUUGUUUAAAGAAUUGUCAAUAUCUAUAUAUAUGAAAAAGUGAGGCUAGGAAAUGCACAGAUUAGACAAUGGAGGCAAUAUCAGUUUUGAUCAUUUUUUUUAACUACCUUUUUUGUAGUUUUACUGAUUCAUGUCUUUCCAAAAUAUAUUGAUUUGCUGGGAAAUUGGUAGAAAAUGUUAUAAUUGAUGAAUA
Quercus robur (English oak) is the source of this 3102-nucleotide messenger RNA. RefSeq lists its product as uncharacterized. Gene Ontology annotation, cellular component: plasma membrane. The transcript has 14 exons. Bases 327 to 2810 code for a protein of 827 amino acids. NCBI's taxonomy places the organism in Eukaryota, Viridiplantae, Streptophyta, Magnoliopsida, Fagales, Fagaceae. The record is from RefSeq and is a predicted model, not a curated record.